AUGUCCUUUCCACUGGAAAAGGCCGGUGAGGUGACUCGACUGAAGGAGAGGUUGGAAGCAGACCAGCGCACGACGAACACCUGCGUACUAGAGUUGAUGCUCCGGAAGCAGUCCGCUACCAGCCAGAGUCUGGGCUCAUUGGUGCACUCGAGCAAGACCAUGGAUCUGAAGAUGGAGGCCGGAAUCAGCAGCCUGCGCCAGGAAAUCACGGUCCUGGCCCGUCAGAAUCAAGCGGCACUCGCGGACAUUGCUACGAAGCUGGACCGUCUUCAUGACCUUGGGCAACGUGCGGCGAAGUCUCCAGCUGUUCUCCAGAGUCUGGUGUUCGACGAGUUCUACCAUCGGGAGCUGGCCAUCCACGAGGCCCACCAGACUACCUUCAAAUAG
Molecule: messenger RNA, 387 nt
Organism: Saxophila tyrrhenica
Lineage: Eukaryota; Fungi; Ascomycota; Dothideomycetes; Mycosphaerellales; Extremaceae
Exons: 2
Coding region: 1-387 (128 amino acids)
Source: RefSeq, a predicted model, not a curated record